This is a messenger RNA of Eimeria acervulina, 2325 nucleotides long. RefSeq lists its product as hypothetical. The record is from RefSeq and is a predicted model, not a curated record. The transcript has 4 exons. Lineage: Eukaryota; Apicomplexa; Conoidasida; Eucoccidiorida; Eimeriidae. Bases 1 to 2325 code for a protein of 774 amino acids.
AUGACAUCUAAGACAGAUUUCUCUUUCAUAGGGAGGGGCCCUCAGAUGAGCGAUGAUUGCCGACUAACAGCAGUUCAGAUGCGGGAGACUUUUAACUACUUGCUGUCCUGCAGCAGCAGCAGCAGCAGCUGCUGCUGCAGCAGCAGCUGCAGCAAAGAGGAACAGCAGCAGAGGUUUGCUGCUCUUUACUCUGGGUCUCACAAGCCUCGCUCGGUUAAUAGGAGCUCAGCUGCCCCUUCCACUUCAAAUGAAGCAACAGCAACAGCAGCACCAGCAGCAGCAGCAGCAGCAGCAGCAGCAGCAGCAGCAGCGACACGAGCAGAACAUUUUUAUGCUUUGUACCCAGCGAGGGGAGAAGAUGCAGCAAAGGGUUGCAAACCGCUGCAGCAGCGGUCUCAGUCUGUAUUUAUAUGGGGUAUGCCUCUUAUAUCUUCUUUAUCUUUUGCGUCUUUAUCUUUUUCACUUCCUUCUCUGUCUCCUUCUGCAUGCAAGCGCGACUGGCAGCGAUUAAAAGCUCUGUCUCUCUCUGUCUCAUCCUUCCCUCCAGCUGUUCUCUCUCUGCUGCAUCCACCAGAAGUCUUGCUGCUAUUAGGUGCUGCUGCUGCUGCUGCUGCUGCUGCAGCACCACGAACAACAGCAGCAGCAGCAGCAAACCAAAGCCAGAUAUCUGACGACAAAACUACCACCAGCACCAGCAGCAGCAGCAGCAGCAGCAGCAGCAGCAGCAGCAGGAGAGAAGGUUCAAAGGGUUUAUCUCUUCAAUGCGGUGUAUUUCUGCUGCCUCAUCCAGAGAAGCAGCAAACAGGAGGGGCCGACUCGUUUUUUAUUGCGACAGAAGGUGCAGGUAAAGGUGUUGCUGUCGGUGUUGCUGACGGAGUAGGAGAGUGGGAUGCCUUUGACUUAGACCCCCGUCUCUUUGCUGAUGAGCUCAUGCGCGGCUGCUGCCAGGCUGCUGCUGCUGCUGCUGCAGAUGCUGCUACUGUGCCUCCUGCUGCUCCUGCUGCUCCUGCUGCUGCUCCUGCUGCUAGUGCUGCUAGUGCUGAGAGUGAAGGUGGGGGGGUAGCAGCAGCUGAACAGGCGGUGAGAGAUGAGUUGAAUUCUUCAGAGAAAGCAACAACAGCAGCAGCAACUACAGUAGCAGCAGAAGAAGCAGCAGAAGAAGCAGCAGCUGCUGCAGUUCCUGCUGGUGUGGCAGGUCCACCCGAAGUGCCUGCUGCAGCAACACUAUCCCUAGCAGCAGCAGCACCAGCAGCAGCGGCCCUAGAAGCAACUCCAGCAGCAGCUCCAGCAGCAGCUCCAGCAGCAGCUCUAGCAGCAUCCCCAGCAGCAGCUCUAGCAGCAUCUCCAGCAGCAGAAGAAGCAACAGAAGCAGCAGAAGCAGCAGAAGCACCAACAGGAAGAGAAGCAACAGAAGCAGCAGAAGCAGCAGAAGCAGCAGAAGCAACAACAGGAAGAGAAGCAGCAGCAUCCCCAGCAGCGGGAGAAGCAGGCGAAGCAACAACAACAACAACAACAACAGCAGCAGCAGCAGCAGCAGCAGAAGCAGCAGAAGCAGCAGGAGAAGCAGCAGGAGAGAAAGAUGAGGGUGAAAUGCUUGCAGCAAAAGCAUUAAAUAUAUUACGUGUGGGGUAUAACAGCACUCGCAGCUUUGGUAGUUCAACUGCUUUAGUGCUGCUGCAUCGAGGAGGUGCAGCAAUAGGCGUUGUUAACCUCGGAGACAGCGGCUUAAUUGUUUUAAGGAGACAGUUAGUUUAUCAGAUGACGUGUGUCUUCCGCUCAGUAGAGCAGCAGCACCAAUUCAACUGCCCCUUUCAGCUAAGCCGCUUGCCUCAGCCUGAAGACUUUGAAUUGCUGCGCUGCAGCGGCAAGAAGGCGUUGCUGCGGCUGCUGCAGAGCGCUCCAGCUGUACCUCAAGAUACACCUGAAUCUGCUGCUGCAUGCACUGUUGCUGUUGCUGAAGGUGAUUUACUCCUCCUAGGGACUGACGGAGUGUAUGAUAAUCUCUUCGAUAGCGAGAUAUGCAGCAUAGCAAGUCUGUUCAUAAGCCCUAAAGAAGCAAAAGCUAUUGGAGACCCUUCACUUGCAACAGCAGCAACAGAUGCUGCUGCUGCUAUCGGGGAAGCAGCAGCAUACAAAAGUCGUUCUUCUAAGGAGAGAACACCCUUCAUGAAGCAUGCACGACAACAGGGGGCCUUUCAUACAGGAGGGAAGAUGGAUGAUAUAACGGUUGUAGCUUGCUGGGUUACGUCAGACGGUUUGCUGCAGCCUGGAAGCAAAGAUAUAUCAGGAUUUCAUAGUGCUGCAUGCAUUGUUAGAGAGUGCUGA